CACAAAAAAAAUCCGGAGUUUUUUCUGGCUUUGCUGUUGCCAUUUUGCGUGACGAGAAUUGAAGAGAAGAGAAGCUAAUUGUAAUGGCGUCGUGGAACAUGGGUCUCGCUUCAUGCCAGAAGCAGACGAUGUCGUUUGAGGUUUCGUGCAGUAGGAAGAGAGACAGAGACAGAGAACGAGGUAGCAUCCUUCCCUACAAAGUGGUCGAGAUUACUCCUCCACCCAAGUCUCUUGGCGUUCGUUGCUUACCCCCCAACUUGCAGUGUGGGGAGAGUGUAACAAUAGAAGGACAAGCUUAUACUAUUUCGGCUGUAACACAUCGCUAUCAGCUUCGGAAGGGAAAAUACGAACCCAGCGAGAAGAGACUUGAUGUCUUGUCCACGGGAAGAUACUUAGUAAAUUUAUAUUUGGAAAAUUUAUUAGAACAAUCUUGAUUAGUACAUCUAUCUAGUAACGUUCUAUUUUGGUUUCAAUAUGUAAUGGCUUAGUUAUGUGUUUCUUCUUUAACUCCUUUCAUAAACAAUGGCAAAUUAAAAAUAAAAAUAAAAACAAUUAUUUUUUAAUCAAAAAGGUAUGGGGGGAAAUAGCUAGUACAAGUGUACAAUAGGGCAGAAAAGUGAGAUUUCACAAAUGCUGAAAACCAUGUUCAUGUCUCUAAAAGGUUGAGUUAUUAUGAAUCUCUUUUUUCUUGUUCCUUCAA
Molecule: messenger RNA, 700 nt
Organism: Glycine soja
Lineage: Eukaryota; Viridiplantae; Streptophyta; Magnoliopsida; Fabales; Fabaceae
Exons: 3
Coding region: 84-434 (116 amino acids)
Source: RefSeq, a predicted model, not a curated record